This is a messenger RNA of Toxotes jaculatrix (banded archerfish), 3409 nucleotides long. It is a transcript of the gene rubcnl, whose product is annotated as rubicon like autophagy enhancer. The transcript is spliced from 18 exons. The coding region runs from base 359 to 2614 and encodes 751 amino acids. Gene Ontology annotation, cellular component: autophagosome membrane; intracellular membrane-bounded organelle. Lineage: Eukaryota; Metazoa; Chordata; Actinopteri; Toxotidae. Gene Ontology annotation, biological process: autophagosome-endosome fusion; autophagosome-lysosome fusion; autophagosome maturation. Gene Ontology annotation, molecular function: phosphatidylinositol phosphate binding. The record is from RefSeq and is a predicted model, not a curated record.
UGACUCUUACAUUAUUUAGCAAAAAGCAUAGUUUCUCCAGAGGAAGAACAGAAUGGACGAAUGAGCUGUGAGCUGUGUGUUCUCAGGAGGAACCCUGCUGACUGCUCUGCCACAGAACGCACAAACCACUGUCACAUACAGGAAGUGCUGAUAACCAGCCACCCCUCCUUUCUCCGUGUCAGAUUUUGGUGGAUGAAGACUUGUUUUAGUCCCUCCAGCCCCCAUCAGGUUUCCUCACUGCUUCAGUUUGGGGGUUUACGAAACGGUUAGAAUGCUGCGGUUAGACGAGACCUAACAGGACACUUCGAACGUCUCUGCUUCGUGUUGUACAGGAGGUUUUACUGAAAUCCCCCGGCAGAUGGGAACCUGCAGGGGCAUGUCCUCCUCUCAGUGCAGAUCCAGAUACAUCAGCUGGUGUGUGGACUCACUAACAGAACCACCAACACCUGUCACCACGGCUGUGACAGCUGCAGAAUUUUUUCAGCCAAACCAUCGGUCAGCUGAUUCAGGACCGAUCCCACUUCUCCUUCUGCCACCACCGGAAACCGCUGCAGGAGGAACAGCAUUCACCCCUCAGCUUCCACAGAGGACACGUCACAAGGCCUUCCUACAUUCCCACCUCUCCAAACCGAACCCACACUCCAGCUCUACUUCGCACAACACGGACAAAGCAGCUAACAGUGUUAGUGAUGUGUGUGAGGAUGAUGAUAGUGAGGAAGGCAGAAAAGGAACCUUAAAAUCCCCAGAGGAUGAAAAAAUCAGCGAGGAGGACUCGUCCCUUCCUCAUGCAGGGGUCGACAGGCUCCUCCUCCCCAGGAGCAGCCCGGUCAUUUCCAGACACCACAGGCCCAUUUCCUGGCACGGAGAGGAAACCAACACAUCUGCUCCAUCAAGCUUGGACUCUUCGUCUCCUGAUUCUGGUUCACUGUCUCCGAAGCACCAUGGGCUCCCGACAGUCGCCAGUAUGGAGGAUCUGGGAUCCAAACCGAGUUCCAGUCACCGCUCCUCCCCGACCCAGGAGGAAAAGAAGCUGCGCUGCGUCUCACUUUCAUCAAAUCUGAACCAUUUCCUGACCUCUCUGUUCCACCUGCCCUUCAGUGGACAACAGGGAUUGGCUGAGGAGCGCAGAGGGCAGCGUCCAAUCAGCUGCGAUGCCUCACACACACCAGGUGUCUCUGCCUCAGCUCAACCCACCAAACAGAGGAGCAGCAGUGCUGUCCCAGAAUUCUCUGCAGACAUCUUCAAAACCAGCUGUGAGCUGGAAAAGGAAAACGCUCAUUUCAUUGUGGUGGACAUGGUGCUGGAGGUGCUGGAGGGUGUAAAGUGGACUCUGAGCUGUGACCGAUGGACGUCCAUCAUGGACACACACCAAACCACAGGCUACAAUAUGUCCACGCGUGGAUACACAGGCUCUGCAGAGGACAGUCCCACAUGUGAACACAAACAGAGAUGUAAAGUGAACAGACACACACAGAGCAGACGUUCAGACAGACGCACACACUCCUCUUAUGUUCACACAAACCAACACACACAAGAUAAAGACGAGGCUGAAGGUCAACCAAAGACCUUCUCUGUGCUCUCCACUGACAGUGGAUUUGAAGACUGUGGAGCAGAAACUACACUGACACCAAAAGAUUCACUCAGAAAUGCAGAGUGCCUGGCCCAGCAGCUGGUGCUGCAGUUUAGGAGGAGCUGGUUUCCUUCCUGUGAGCUUCGGCGUGGACGGCAAAGCCUCCGUAGUUCACUUCAGGAGUUGCCAGGUACCGGAAGUGUCGCGGCGAACAGCAGCAGCCUGACAGAGGAGAUCCGACUGAGGACCAGGAUGAGAGGAUCCCUGAGCUGGGCACCUCCUCGCUUCCAGAUCAUCUUCACAGUUCAGCCAACACUCAGACGCAGUGAAGUCGUGGCCUUACAACACUUCCUGUGUGCAGGCUGUGGGACAGAGGUGGAGCCCCGGUACAUCAAGAAACUGCGGUAUUGUGAAUACCUGGGCAGGUAUUUCUGUGACUGCUGCCACAGCGGCUCUGAGGCUCUGAUUCCUGGACGUGUUCUGUCUUCCUGGGACUUCUGCAAGUAUCCAGUGAGUGAUUUCUCCAAACAGCUGCUGGAUUCAGUUUGGCAUCAGCCUCUGUUCGACCUGACCUGCGUUGGUAAGACGCUCUGCAGCAAAGUGAAGGAGCUGGACAGGUUCAAGGAGCUGCAGGAACAGCUGCUGUUCCUCAGGAAGCUGCUGAAAGCCUGCAGAUUUUCUGGAGGGGUGAUGACUGAGUUUGAGCAGCUUCCUGCUCACCUGAUCUCUGAGCCGCCACACCUCUUCUCCAUGGAUGACCUCCUGAGGUUGAAGAAGGGUCAGCUGGUGGCGCAGGCCAGAGCAGUGCUGAACUCCGCCAUCAGUCAUGUGGAAAGCUGUGAGCUUUGUCAAGCCCGAGGUUUCAUCUGUGAGUUCUGCCGAGAGAGAGACAUCAUCUUUCCCUUUCAGAGUGAGUGCAGGCGCUGUCCAGUGUGUAAGGCCUGUUUUCACAAACUCUGCUUUGUGGAGAAGAAGUGUCCAAAAUGUGCACGAAUCCAGUCACGGAAAAAACGCAGAGAUGGAUCCAUGAAGUGUGACGGCUGAACAGCUGCAGCUCGGUGCCAUGAUGGUUUCAUUCACCUUAACUUCAGCACACGUUCACAUGAAACACCACAGAGCUGCGCAUGAAAUGAACAUCAACACCUCCUGGCUCUUAAUCAAAUGACCCUUCAUUACUAAGAUGAGGGAACAGAAGCUGUUAUACUUCACAUUUCCUGUGGAAAUAAAACUGGUAUGAGAGUGAGUCCGUACCUCAGGAUACGUGUGUGUGUGUGUGUAAAUCACGUCAUUCACAAGAACAAUGUGAAUGAAUUACGGUACAACAAAACUUGUCCUCAGUCGAGAUACACGACAAAAACUCCCACAUCCUCAGAGCUGCUACACAGCAGCUGCUGCACCCAGGCUGAAGGCUGUCAUUAGAAAAAAACACUGGUAGUAAAAAGAAAACCUGGAUUAAAAAAUAUAAUAUAACAAAUAUUAGAAAUUGAGAAAAAGUUAAUGUGAAUGCUGAAACAGACUUAAUGAGCAAAACUAAGAUCAGGUGCAACAACUCAUCUCCACAGAGAUCAGUGUUUGUCAUAAAGACCAUUUACUGUACGUCAGCCUCUGUGGCCAGCAGCAGAACCACAGCACACACACACACACACACACACACACACACACACACAGUCCCAUGAGAUGCAGUUUGACGCUCUGUGAACAAAGCAGCCCAUUAGAGCUGAUCCUCUCCAGACAGGAAGUUUCACACCUCGGUGUCAGAUGAUGACACGUCGAGCUCUAAGGUGUCGCUGCAGUCAGAGGUGUUAAGAAAAACAAGCUUCAGCGUAAACACGAUGCAAC